Molecule: messenger RNA, 3121 nt
Organism: Stylophora pistillata
Lineage: Eukaryota; Metazoa; Cnidaria; Anthozoa; Scleractinia; Pocilloporidae
Product: receptor-type tyrosine-protein phosphatase epsilon
Biological process (GO): protein dephosphorylation
Molecular function (GO): protein tyrosine phosphatase activity
Source: RefSeq, a predicted model, not a curated record
CAUCUCACGACUGAGAUACAAAAACACAUCCUGUGGACUUCAUGGCAUUUUCAUUUGCAGUCCCAAGAAUAAUAUAAUGGGACGUAAUAAUUGUACUAACCAGAAUGGGUCCACAGUUGUGCAUGUUAAAGGUUGUCCAGGCAGCAGCACUGUCUCUGCAAGUGUCUCCACAAGUGUUUCCACCGGAGGCACACCUUCGGAUAGUAAAUUUCCUGGAAUAGUUAUUGCUUUGGGAGUUGUACUUGGGGUAUUUCUUGUUGCUGUUGCUAUUGGAGCAUUUUUGUUCCUGAGGCAAAGGAGAUGUCACUGCUGUUGUACGAUAUACUGCCAUGUAUUCUUCCCUAGUGAGCCUAUCCCUCCUGACACACCAACUAAGCCGCGAAGACCAAGCCUCAUUGGGAUUUCAAAAUAUAAACAUGGACCUAUUCUUGUGGAAAACUUCGCAGCUCAUGUGAAACUCUUGCAUACGGAUGGUGACUACAGAUUCAAUCAGGAAUUUGAAUCAUUACAAAGUGUUCAUGUCAAAAGCAAGUCAUGGAUACACAGUGAAAAACCAGAGAACCAGUCCAAAAACAGAUAUAAUAAUAUUGUAGCUUAUGAUCAUUCAAGGGUGAUUCUGUCACUGACAGAAAAUGAACCUGAUUCUCACUAUAUUAAUGGAAACUAUGUUGAUAGCUUCAAGAAAGUAAAUGCUUACAUUGCAACUCAAGGACCCAUGGCCAACACCAUCAAUGAUUUUUGGAGGAUGGUCUGGGAACAAAACUGCACAGUUGUUGUUAUGAUAACAAACAUCAUAGAAAAGGGAAGGCAUAAGUGUGCAAUGUACUGGCCUUCUAAACAAGCUAAGAGUGAAGUUCAUGGUCCUUUAAGAGUAACCUACCUUGAUGAGGAGGCUUUCGCUCAUUACACUCUGCGUAGAUUUGAAGUAAAACCAGUUGAACACAGCACACACUAUAGUCAGUAUAAAUAUUCAUCUAGGAUGGUUACCAUUGGCAUAAACUGGGAUGCUAGUACAGAAGAGGAAGUAAAACCAAUGAUUGUGUGUCAGUACCAUUUCACUGGCUGGCCAGACCAUGGUGCUCCAGAUCCAGGCUGUGAAUACCCAGCUCUUGACUUUAUAUCCAAGUCAAGUGCUGCUAGUCAAGAUGGGGCAGGUCCCAUCAUUGUUCACUGCAGUGCGGGUGUUGGCCGAAGUGGGGCGUACAUUGUUAUUCACAGUAUGGUGAAAAGAAUGCUAGAGACGGGAGAUGUAAACAUCUUUGACUUUCUUGCUCAAAUACGUCAACAGAGAAAUCAUCUUGUACAAGAAGAGUGUCAGUACAUUUUUGUACACGAUGCCUUGCUACAUUUCAUUGAAAGUGGGUUUCAGCUAUCAAUCCACAUAGAUAAUCUGAGAGACUGUGUACAGAAAUUGAGGAAGAACUGUUCAAGUGCAAGCGGGCUUGAAUUGGAAUUUGAGAGCUUGAAUGGAAUUCAAGUAAGACACUACAAUUUGAAGCAAGCCAGGCGAGGUUGCAAUUUAGCAAAGAAUCGAUCAGUAGAUUAUAUCCCAGCUGACAGUUCCAGAGUUGAGUUGUAUCCUCGCCCAAGGGAGGAAGGUUCAGAUUACAUCAAUGCAACGUAUCUUGCGGGUUUCUGGAAGACCGAAGCAUACAUAGCGACUCAGUAUCCUUUAGAAGAGACUACAGACGACUUUUGGAGGAUGGUCUGGCAGGAAAACAGUCGCUCACUUGUCAUGCUGCUUAGCAAAGCAGAGAUGGAGGAGGGUUAUUACCAUAGGUAUCUACCGCCUUUACAUGAAACAACCAGGUUCGGUGACUAUGAGGUGACCGCCGACUCCGAGGCCACACGUGGUGACAUUGUGCUCACAGAGCUAAGAAUGGUCUCCAUUAAGGACCCUAGUGAGUACAGAAAUAUCCGACAUUUUCACUUUCUUCACUGGCCUGAGGAUGGCAAUCCAUGGUCUGGUCAGACUAUUCUUCAACUGAUCUGUAAAGUGGACAGCUGGGAGAAGGAAGUACGACUUAAUGCUAAACCAUUUGAGGUGAUCGGACCAGUUGUGGUGCACUGCAACUAUGGAGUGGGGCGCACGGGUGCUUACUGUCUACUGCAUACAAUGUACCAUCAGAUUGAACGCGAUAAGAGUGUCUCCAUUUAUCAGAUAGCUCGCCUAUACAAUCAUCAGAGACCUCGCUGUGUAUCAACUCUGGGGCAGUACGAGUUUUGUUAUGAUACAUUGGUGGAGUAUAUUGAAGCAGACUGUUCCUUACAUCUUGUGUGACUUCAACGUUUGGAUUAAAGUCGUGAGAAGAAAAAGAAUUUAAACGCUGAUUUUGAAAAUAAUAGAUGAUGUCGAUGUUGAUUUUGGAACAAAAAAAUCAAACAGAACUACCCCUAAUGAAGUAGAUAGAAACCAAGAUUGGUAAGUUUGGAGAACUGAGAUCAACAGCGAUUGGAAUGUUGAAGUUGGUAAGGUAACCAAAGCGGAAAUCAACUUCAAGGGUCGUUAACUAAUGUAAAUGUCCCAGAAAGUCGCGCCCCAAAAGCUGGCAGUUUUAGGAUUUUUGUUUUAGCCUCUCGACAGUGGUAACAGAUUACCGAGCCUUUGGAUAGAGUUGAUAUAUUCCAAGAAAAAGCUAAUUACAAAUAUGCUAACGUAGAAAAAGUGCUUUAAAACUAUGGUAGGUUUAAGUUAUAAAAAGUAUGAUUCAUAGAAAAUCAGCUAUGCAGUAAAUAGUAAAUAGGUAUAUACUGUGAAUUGUACAAUAGUAGUCUCGAUCGUCGUUUAAAUUUUUUUUUUAUAAAGUAUACUUUGAAUUUCUCUUUGGCUUAGUUUGAAAAUCACGUAAAUUGCAGUUCAGGAUUAGUUUGGACGGUUUACGGUCUCAUUUCCAAGAUGAACCUCAGAAGUUCCGUAUUACGCUAUUUUUUAUUACUUUUUUUAGUUUUUUUUUUUUUUUUUUUUUACCCAGUUACUGUACAGUAGAUUCUGUUGUAAAAAAAAAAAAAAGGUUAUGUAAUUUGAACAUUCCGAUUGAUUACGAGACUUGUACAUAUGUUUAGAGUUGUUUAUUACCUUAAUGAUAUAGGAAUAAAUAAAGGCAAGCAUUUCAAAAUUUAA